Molecule: messenger RNA, 3351 nt
Organism: Histoplasma capsulatum G186AR
Lineage: Eukaryota; Fungi; Ascomycota; Eurotiomycetes; Onygenales; Ajellomycetaceae
Product: F-box domain-containing protein
Exons: 2
Coding region: 1-3351 (1116 amino acids)
Molecular function (GO): protein binding
Source: RefSeq, a predicted model, not a curated record
AUGGAAGACGGUGAUUCUAAUCCACCCUGGAAUCGUCUCGAGAAUCCCGUCAGUAUUGGAUCAGAUAUGACGACACUCGGUGUGGUUGCAGGUCCAUUAACGCCCUACCUUGCUGCGGAAAAGCCUGCUUCCAGGAGACUUUCGACGGGUGAAACGGUACAGCAGAAUGAUAGAGUUUUAAGCAAUCCUCAAUGCCAGGGUCGUGGCUUACUGGGCCUUCUCCCGUCUCAAAUAAUUGAGAAGAUUUUGUAUACCGUCGACGCAAACUCUUUCGCGUCUCUUGCUCUGUUAAAUAGGAAAUGGCGGGCAGUGUCUGAUCUUCCUGCAUUAUAUCGUUAUCAUCUAGAUGGCUGUACAUCUCCUGCUUUGCGCAACGAUGAUAGCGUGCGGCACCCUUGGCUAUCAGAAGAUCUGUGGCAGUUGAAGCGCAGGUUUGCCCGUGAGACUCGGAGAAACCUGUUCGAAUCUUUUCUCAGGCCACAGAAAACCGUGAUCAACCUCAUUUCAACUUCGGCAAGCUCAUCAUCCGCAUUUCCCCAAGGAGAAGCAUUCCAAUUUACUUUCUCAGCAAAUGGGAAUCAAUUGCUUGCGUUAAGUUCAUCUAGGAUUUUCGUGAUUGACCUAUCCAUAGAUCCAAUAUCUGUUUCUUACGAAUUAAAGACUUUGCGACGACCUGUCGCGGCUGCCAUUGUUGACGACGCAAGCCUACUGGCGGUGGCUUCUUCGUCUCACCAAGCGAAUGUCUACCGCCUCAUUGGCGGGAAUGUGAAGUUAAUCCAGGCCAUUACUUUAGACAAUAUUCCUCGUACAAUCUCAUUAUCUCCGGAAGGGACAGUUUUAGCCAUCGCUUAUGAUGGAAGUAUCGAGGUUCAUGCUCUGGGAGAGAUGGCACUGGCAACAGAUCGCAGGGCUGUGCGAUGUUUCCAUACCGAUAUGUUAUCGUUCUCACGGGAUGGUUUGAUGUUAGUUGGCUCGUCGAACGAUCCGCUUGAAGCCAGAAUGGUAUCCAUCUCCCCGCCUCUUUAUAUGGACCUGGAUUCCGAGCUGCCUUCGCCAGAGUUGCAGUCCCGAAUGUGGACAACCCAGAUAUUAUCUCCGGAUAUCACGAUUGGGUACAAUAACGUCACUCUCGUUCCAUCGACUGUUGUUGAUGCAGGCAUCACUUGGAUUGUUGGAUAUGACACCCAGUUACAAGUUUUUCGGCUUGGCCAGAUUGAUGAUGCUAGGGGUGGGUUUACGUACUUUGUGGGACCCGGAGGUGACGGCGAGAUAAAAGAACCCGGCCCAAGCUUUGUUCCUACUGCAGGCUGUAAUGGGGAACUAUUGGUAUUGGGCUUCCAAGGAUCUGGGGUAUGGCUAUAUGGUAUUCCAGAUGUUUCGGAUCGACCCUCUGCAUCGAAUGUCGUGCUAGAGAAAAAUUGGGGUUCAAAACCAGUCCGUACAAAUUCCCAGAGACUGAACAAGGUGAUAACACCACCCAGCCACUUGAUCCAUGGGCGGGUAUUGUCAUCUAUGAAUGAUAUCACCGCAAUAAAGUGGGUGGAUGGCGUCAACCCUGGAAGCUCGGGAACGAAACGUCUCCAGCGACUCGUGGCAGCAGCUCCUGGCGGCGUUAACUCUUUCUUGGGAGAAAUGUGUGAUGGUAUUUUGCCAGUCGAUGGCGGCAGGAUUGUCAUUUUUGACUUUGCGCGUUCAUCGACUGAUGGGAAUACAGUUGAGUUGACAAUUGAGGUAGGCGAAGCGGCUCCAAUACCUCUACCGGAACAGGAUUCAACUAUGGAUGUCGAAGUUGAGCUGGAGAGAAGGAGAACGCGAGUUAAUAGACGCAGAGGGUCGGGGAGAAAUCGCAAUACUGUCAUUGAGCGCUCUGCUACGCUCGCCAGACAUCGUGCCAGCAUUGGAAGUACGCGUUUUGAAACUCCACCUGUCCCAACUAGGGUUCACCGAAAUAGCUUUUCUCAGCCUAGUUCCCCUACAGAUCCCAACUCAGCUGUCGACAUCCAUGCUAUUGAGAUUCCGUAUACCAACAACCAACCACGAUCUCAAAACCUCCUUAGUCGAGCAGCUACGCCUGCAACGCCUGCAGCGCCUGACCAUGAUCGGAAUCAUUUCCAAAAUGCCCGCUAUGCAAAUUCAGUUUUGGUGAACCGGCGACCACUGGUGCCGCACGAAAGUGAUGCAGACAACUGGGUUCCUCCUCCGCCACCUUAUACCCCUGAUGCGGAUGAGCCUCUGCCAGAUCAUAUUCAAAGGACGCUACUGUCCUCGCCGACUAACCGUCUGCCACUGAGGUCUCAUGGAAAUGUUACCCAUGACCUGCGACGCACACAAACAUCCCGAGUUGAAUCCACUGCACAUAAUGCUACAGAACGAACGAGGUCAGCCAUGGAACGUAUUCCCCUUCUCAGGAUGAGAGUGGGAACGCCACCAGAGACUUCAGGGCAAGGAAACCUACUUAGAAGGAAUAAUACCUCACAUUCCUCCUCUAGUCAUACAAGAGCAGCUACCGAUGGCGUAUCCGGGAUGAUUUCUGCAACCGAGAGCCAGUCUGGUAUUCACCAGGUUCGCCAUAUUGGAAGCCGUCCGAUAGGGCCUCCCGUACUGAACCAUGGAGAUGGAACUGAGCCAUCUUUCUUUCCCGCCCCGCCUCAACCCCCUGUACUAAAUACACAAGCAUCGUCAUUGACAGCAGAAUUUCCAAACACUAGGCCGCCCCGGGUAUCAUCUUUGGAAAAUCCAAGCCCAAAUUUAUCUAUUAUUCCUGGGUCUGCUUUGGGAGCUGGGUCAAUGCCUGCCCGAGUAAUUGGUAGGAAUGGGCCUACAGAUCAUUUCGACUUAGAUCCUAAUACAUCACCCCCAGCCGCCACUUCCGACUUCAUACACACAGAAAAUAGACGACUGUCAGCUACACGUGAUUCUAUUGAGGGUUUCCCAACAGCAAGACAGUCCACUCAUUCGAGAUCAUCGCUAUCGGAUUCAAUACGCACACACUACACCUACCGUUAUUCCAUUCCACCCAACUUUUCACCGAUUAUUACAAAGCCUCAGGCCAUGUCCUCACCUCAUCUUCAAUCUCAUGAACCUCGUCGUGUCGAGGCCCUUGAUAACGUCCAUUCCAACCAAGAAACUCAACAUUCUAGGCCAAGAUCGCAAGAUAUACCACGUCGCAGGCUCGCAAUUGGUGGCGCCUUUUUUGACACACGCUCAGGCCGGAUGAUUUCAAGUUCUCAUUCUGAUGCAGAGGUAGGACGACGGGGGAGGGACGAAGAGCUGAGAGGUAGAAUGACUGAAUGGAGCGACGGUGAUGGAGAAAGGAAAAAGAGAAAGGAGGGUAGGUGUUCAAUUCUUUGA